Drosophila rhopaloa is the source of this 354-nucleotide messenger RNA. RefSeq lists its product as uncharacterized. The record is from RefSeq and is a predicted model, not a curated record. Bases 1 to 354 code for a protein of 117 amino acids. Lineage: Eukaryota; Metazoa; Arthropoda; Insecta; Diptera; Drosophilidae. The transcript is spliced from 2 exons.
AUGUCUUCCAGAAUAAUAUCAGUGUGGGUUUUCGUCCUGUGUCUUAAUCUAUUUGACUUAACACCAGCCAUCGGUGGAGGAUACCAGCUGCAGAUUAGUCAUCCAGAUGGAUCGGCUUUUCGACAGGAAUCGGUGAUCGAGGAUGCUGAUGGAAAUUCGCAGGUCGAAGGUGAAAUACGACAAGUUUUUUCUGAACCGCAUGGAGGAUCCUUAGCUGUUUUCUAUAAAACCGGAUCCGUGGGAUACAGGGUACAAUUUUCCUUUACGAAAUCUUCAACGCCGAUGCUCGCUAAAAAUGGAACAUUUCCAAUAAAAAGAAUCGGAGUAAAUGCUCUGAAGUCAACAGCAGGUUGA